Nilaparvata lugens (brown planthopper) is the source of this 675-nucleotide messenger RNA. RefSeq lists its product as uncharacterized. Lineage: Eukaryota; Metazoa; Arthropoda; Insecta; Hemiptera; Delphacidae. The transcript has a single exon. The record is from RefSeq and is a predicted model, not a curated record. Bases 1 to 675 code for a protein of 224 amino acids.
AUGUUAAGACAGGAGGUAGAGUCAUUGAGGAAGGAUAUAACGUCCAAAUUAGAUACGUUAACCACAAUAACCGAUGGAAUAAAAACUCGUCUUGAUGAUCUAGCUUCAGAACAAAACAAAUUGAAACUAAAGUGUGAUGAUUUGGAGAAGAAAAACACGGAAACUGCAAAUCAUGUACGCUCAUUACAACAAGAAAUAAUUUCAUUACAUCAGAGAAGCAGAAUCGACAAUUUGGAGAUAGUUGGAAUCCCGGAAACCACAGGAGAAAAUCUCAUAAACGUACUCGAACGCCUAAGUAAGCCUCUCAAACUAAAUUUCAAAGAAGAGGACGUUUCGGUGGUGCAUCGCGUUCCAACAAAAAAAGGAGACACUUCAAUUAUUGUCAAAUUCACAUCACGUAGGAAAAAGGCUGCAUGGCUCGCGGCGGCAAAACUGAAGAAGGGAAUUAAGCUGAAGGAAAUCUGCAAUUCGCCGACCGACAAUCAGGUUUAUAUCAACGAACAUCUUUCACCAUUCUUCAAGCGUUUGUUCGGGAAGGCCAAGGAAUUGAGAAAUAAAAAGAAACUCAUGUUUGUCUGGAUCAAAGACUGUAAAAUAUUUGUAAAAGAGAGCAAAAAGUCGCGAACAACAAGAAUUACUUGUGAUGAAGAUCUAGACAUAUUCAACGGUGAUUGA